Messenger RNA from Helobdella robusta, 627 nucleotides. RefSeq lists its product as hypothetical. The coding region runs from base 1 to 627 and encodes 208 amino acids. The record is from RefSeq and is a predicted model, not a curated record. Gene Ontology annotation, molecular function: nucleosome binding; histone binding. Gene Ontology annotation, biological process: mRNA transcription by RNA polymerase II; nucleosome organization; transcription elongation by RNA polymerase II. Gene Ontology annotation, cellular component: transcription elongation factor complex. Lineage: Eukaryota; Metazoa; Annelida; Clitellata; Rhynchobdellida; Glossiphoniidae. The transcript is spliced from 2 exons.
AUGCCAAUAAAACACGUGACAUUCAGGCAUAACAGAAUUAUUUCUCACCCCUCCUAUUGCAACGUUGAUUACCUUAACUGCAAAAAGCUAAUGGAAAACUUUGAACGAGGAGAUGUUAUAAUCAGGCCAGGCAGCAAAGGCAACGAUCACCUAACAGUUACUUGGAAGGUCUCAAACGGAGUUUUCUGGUACAUUGAUGUAAAAGAGGAAGGAAAAGCCAAUGCGGAACUCGCCGUUAACUUGUUGGACAAUAAAGAGGUCAUUGAGAAAGAUCUUAUGGAGGAACGAAAAAGCAACUCCUCAAGAUUUCCAUAUUAUUUUACAAUUUCCAAACAAUAUACAGGAAAAUUCAUGUUUUCUUACUUUCCAAAUAGAAGCGUCAAACACGAGUAUGUGACAGUCACUCGCGACGGAUUGAGAUACAGAGGACAAAUAUUUAGCAACAUCAACAAUUUGGUUAAUUGGUCUAAAUUACAUUUCAAUGAUGCUACAAUUGCAAACCAGCUGUUAAAUCCAGUGACUUCCCAAGCCCAAUCAACCGGAUCUACCGGAUAUAAUACCCAUUCUUCGGGAUCAACCGGAUAUCAUGCCAAUCCUUCAAGAUCUACCAAAUAUAACUCACACUAA